AUGAACUCUGUGUUGGAUUCUCCUCUCGAAGCUCUUGCUUUCAACUAUGUCAGCUUCGGAUUGUUCACUGUUGUGAACAAUUUGUGGACUUGGGUCGCCGUUUUGACGGCCGCCGUCAGCUUCUUGAGCCUCAGGCUCAGAGCCAGUACCAGAGCUGCCAGCACUGCUAUCUCUUCUUCUUGCCUGUUCAACUCACCACCUUCCAAUGACGACCGGAGCUCAAAUGGGUCGUCGCCGGUUCCGGAGAUAACGCCUUCGGAAACGCCCGACGAGCCACCCUGCUCUGUUUUGUCUCUGGUGGCUGCGCCUUAUAAGUUUGAAGAUGAUAGAAUAGUAGUGACAAAAGGGCUGAAGUUCACUCUGUAUUAUGAGGAUAACGCAGAAGGCGACGUUGACCUAAAGGCGGAGGAAGCGGGAGAGUGCGACGGCGAUGAGGCGGUGGCUGAAGGUUGUGGGGAGUGGUUGGAGGGUGUUCUGAGGCUGAGAUUAGGGGAGAUGGGUUGGUACAGGCACCAGGACUUGACUGAGCUUAACGGUAACGUCGUUAGAUUAUGGGAUGGUUGUAGAGUUGGCGCAAGGCACGGCUCAUCAAAAUCAACACACCGUGUCGUGUAG
Molecule: messenger RNA, 615 nt
Organism: Prunus armeniaca (apricot)
Lineage: Eukaryota; Viridiplantae; Streptophyta; Magnoliopsida; Rosales; Rosaceae
Source: the annotation of a GenBank genome assembly